Molecule: messenger RNA, 580 nt
Organism: Phaedon cochleariae (mustard beetle)
Lineage: Eukaryota; Metazoa; Arthropoda; Insecta; Coleoptera; Chrysomelidae
Source: the annotation of a GenBank genome assembly
GAUAACCUGAUAGAGUGAGUCUAUGUGGAAUUCCAUCGAGAAUGAAGUAUAGUUCGAUUCAUAUCAUUUCAAUAGUAGUUGGCAAGUUAUUCUCGAAAGUGAUACAGUCAGAAUGAACUGUAAAAUUGUUGUUCUGGCUUGUUUUUUAUUUGCCCUCUCUUCUAUUCAUCAUGGGGCAUGUUUUUCGAUUGGAAAUAAUCUAGAGAUUUGCCCUGACUACUCGAAAGCGGUGAAUUUGACGUACGAUGUGCUCAGAACUGCCUCUCCAAAUAUCUUUGGUAUUGCGACCCUGAAUAUUCGUGUGCCAGAGGAUGACCUUCUGUCUGAACCAAUCACAUGUGUCCUGAUAAUUGACCAAGUACAUGAUGGUACAGGCGGAGACGUUACAAUCAUGAAUGGUGGUGUUGGUUCCGAGUAUGUUGAGAUCCACAUAACUUCCAAAAUAUGGAGAGGUCUGAAGUACAAAGUCCAAGUUUUCACAGCUGGAUCUUCAACACGCAUACCAGAAACGUCAUCGUCACCAAUUGUUACCGACAGUACUUCAGGAAAUUCUUCAUUCCCUGCUAUUCCAACUUCACCC